AUGUUCAAAGUAUUUUUGCAUCUUGCUUUUCUAUUCGAAUUUUUAACCUUAACUCUUGGACAAGACCAUGAAAAGAUUUGUCGUGAAAAAUGGACGCUCUUCAAAGCAUCAUCUGCCUGUUACAAGAAAUUCCCUUCACACGAAUGUUUCGAUAGUGCUGAGGCAAAUUGUGUUCAUGAGGGCGGUCAUCUUGUAUCGUUUCAUAGCCAAAAGGAGAUGCAAUUCAUCACUGAUCGAUACAGUCAAUCAUCGAUCGACAGGCUUUGGAUUGGAUUUCAUAAAGUAGGCAAUACUUGGGAAUGGACGGACAAAACUGAAGUGGACUAUACUUUUUGGAUUGAUGGAGAGCCGAAAGAUCACGAGAAUCAAUUGCCGAUUGCCGCUUUUACUUAUCUAUUCGACGAGAAUAAAUGGUUGACUCGGGAAAAGAAUGAGACGAGCGGAUACAUUUGCAAAUAUCUCUUGAAA
Mesorhabditis belari is the source of this 468-nucleotide messenger RNA. The record is from the annotation of a GenBank genome assembly. NCBI's taxonomy places the organism in Eukaryota, Metazoa, Nematoda, Chromadorea, Rhabditida, Rhabditidae.